Molecule: messenger RNA, 16819 nt
Organism: Lymnaea stagnalis (great pond snail)
Lineage: Eukaryota; Metazoa; Mollusca; Gastropoda; Lymnaeidae
Source: the annotation of a GenBank genome assembly
AAGGGAAACUACUAAGGAAUAAAAAUGGCGGUUGCAUUAGUUAGAGGUCGAGCCUCUGCAAAGUGUUUUUCACCGCAUCUGUGGAAGUCUGUUCGUCAUGCAUCAAAAACUGCAUAUUAUGUUUUGUAAGUAUUGAUGGCUAUCUUAAACUUUAACUUUAAAAAUAAUCCUCGUAUCACGUGCUUAAGGAACUAAAUCAACCGAGUACCACCGGGAUGCAUUUGUAAUUUUUUUAUUUGUCAAAUGAUUUGAUGUCUGAGGCCGAGGAAAUGAGGUCUUUCCAAAACACAAGUCACAAGUCAACUGUCAACAACACUAGAAUUACAAUGAGUGAAUGACUAUAAAUAGAAAUAGACAGUAGUCGUAGUAACAUUAGAACUUAGUACAAUAAUAAUUAUUACUGAGACUAUUAUUUCUUAAAAGUUAAGACAUAGUAAUAUCAUAGUAUGGACAUUUUAACAUUUAUUUAUAAAUUAAUAUUUAUUAUUUAUCACUGACUAAAUUGGCUGGCUCAGCUCAGACUAGAAAUCAUCAUACUAUACUAUACAUAGUAAAUAAAAUCGAAGUGGCUGCUUGCACCACUGCGUUUUACCUAGCAAAACCAUGGUCCUAAGCCUGCGUACACUGUGGCGGUGUACCUAGCAAAAUCAUGACCAUGGUGCCAUGGACCUAGGACACCAUGGCAAAAAUGUACCAUUGGCCUUAGCCUUAAUUUAAGAUAUGCCUGUUACUGUUAGAUAAGAUCUUGUGUGGUCUUUUGGUAGAGUAGACGCUAGGUGAUAUCGUAUUUUAUGAUCAAUUCCCAAAAGGGGAUAGAAUUUAACAUUUUCCGUGCCCAUGGAACAACUGACAGCGGCAAAUCCAAGAGAGUGGGAUUGGCAAUAUUUGUUAUCAAAAACUAAUAACUACUGUAGCAUCAACAACAAUACAGUGCAACAUGUGGUCUGUAUGCCCGCCAUGGAACUACUCUGCAUCACUUUAAAGCCAUUUUACCUAUCUAGGGAGUUCACCCAAAUCGGUAUCAUCCUCACUUACAUUCAACCUAAUGCUAACAAGCUUCAGGCUAUUGAUAGACUUUUGGAUGUAAUCCAUGAAAACUAAGACUCAGAAAGUCUGGCAUUCAUCGUGCUCCCCUUGAAGUCACAAAUAUUAAUUGAGAUAUAAUAAUUCCCUGAAAUGGCUAGGAGAAUUCACUGAAUGGCUGUUUUUUUGUACUAGUGAAUUAAUAUUAUGUGGAUGUCUCGUGAUCAAAUUGUUUUAUUUAUGUGCUGAAAAUGUACAAUGUAAUCAAAAAGCAUUUCCAUUUGUUUGGAUCAAUAAAAGAAUCUUAUCUUAUAAAAGUAUUUAAAUAUUUUAAAAUUCAUUUCUGUUUUAAUUUCAUGGGAAUUCUUUUUUUUUGGAUCAAAAUUUAGGGGUAAAUUUUGCUCUUGAGUUAAAGGGAACUAAAUUUAGGGGUUAAUUUACACAUAAGUUAGGGAUACUGACUAGCAUUGAGGUUAGGUCGAGUUGUAGAUUUUAUGUUUUAAGUUUUUUCUCAAAAAAUGUUUUCCUUUCAUUUUUAUGUUUCUUUUGAAAAUUUUUAGUGUUUUUUUUUUCUUUACAAUUUGAUACGUUUAACUUUUAUUAUUCUUUAAUGUUUAAUUAUUCUUUAAUGUUCUCAUUUAUUUGCAACGGAAACUUCAAAAAAUAUCUUUUUAUAUGUUUCUCUUUUUAAAAAAUUACCCAUUCUUGUCAUUUUCCUUAUUUCCAUUUGUAUCGGCAAGUAGCUAAAACACACACUCCCUAUCCCCACCCCCAGUGUUUUUGCUCUACUUUCACACAUCUGGUGUCGUGGCAACAAAGAUGGUGGCCGAAAAAAAGUAUGCUAAACAUGAGAAAAAAGGGACCCCGAUUGCGUUCAUUUACCCAAAGUUCAAACUUUGGGUUUUUGUGAGAUUUUUACAUUUACAUUGUACAAAGGCAAAGGCUAAAAAACAAAAGUCCUCCAUUUACAAAUGCUUUGUAUCUUUGCUUAGCUAUGAUGAAGUUUUUACUCUAUUCUUGGAAGGAUCAUGUAAGAAUCAUGUAAAAUAUUAGGUACUUAUUAAUGGAUCAAGAAACACAGGAGACCUGUUAUCAGAACUGAGGACUGCUCUGUUCACUACAUUUAUUAUUCUUUAAAGACAUCCACACCCUAUCUCCAUUUUCAAAAACAUUUUUUAGAAACGUGAUAAUUGAUAAGCAUCAUAACCAUGCAUUUAACUUAAGCCUAUGCCUUCAAAUAAGGUCUACUGCUUAUUUAAUUGAUGGUGCACAAUGUUAAUUAGUUUUAUUAUUAUUAUCUCAGAUUACCAGAGGUUCCGCCUGAUACAGCUGAAACUAAUGCUGUUAUGAGAAUAGACCAACUUCCACAGUUCUCAGAAAUAACAGCACAAAAGUGUGUGGCAGCUUGUGCCAAAUUUGCCAUUGAAUAUGAAACAAAGUUGGAAAAUCAUGCUGAAAACCUAAAAAGUGUGAAGCAUUUUUAAAAAUUCAGCCAUUUAAAUAAUAAAUUAACAUAAUAACGUUUUUGCUUUUUUAAUUUUGUGCCAUGGAUUAUGAUUACUCGUGAUAAAGGCCUCUUUCUCUCAAAUGUAAUAUUAGUUUUUAUAAUUAAAAAAGGAUAAUGUUAAAAGCAUUGUUUCCCUUUAAUAAAAAAUAUUUUUUUUACUUUGCUAUCAUCACAUUAACCAAUCUUUGAUUAUUUUUUUAUCUAGACCUUAAAAAGGGUAAAACCUUUGAAGAUGUUUACAAUCCGCUUGAAGAAAUAGCAGUUCCUCUCAACACUGCAUGGGCUACUGUAAAGAAUCUGAACUAUGUCUCCGCAUCUGAAGAUUACAAUAAGGCAUUUUCAAGGGUAAAUAGUCCACUUCUAUAGAAUGGUUUUUAUUCUACCUUUAACUCACUCCUAGCUUACACACUAUUUGGCUCCCUCCUUAUUUCCCACACCCACCUUUUGCAGUUAAUGUUUUUUCAGGGCACAAAGCAACCUUAAACCCAUACAACAUGACAUAAAAUUUACUGCUAAACUUUACUGAUAUUUUUACAAAGCAUAUUGAUCUUCAAUGAGAAAAAAAUCCUGAUGUUUUAAUCUUCUUGGGAAACAAGAUUUAAAAAGCAUAGCUUUCCAAAUCCUUAAGAAGAAGAUUUUAAGCAAGCUUAUUUUCUUAGUUUUAACCCUUCAUUUAAUAUGUGUCAAAACAUCCAUUUGAGAACAUAGAAAAAGUUAUUUUUAAAAUAGAUUAUGAAAAAGAAUACAUUUCCCAGAACAAAUCUAAUAAUAUUUCUGCCAGUUUUUCCAGAUGAUUUUUAUUAUGCUGAUUAUCAUGUUUGUAUAUUUUCUUAAAUAUCAGGUUCAUCCACAAAUUGAAAGGGCUAAAAAUGAAAGAUGGGUUAAUGAGACAUUGUACUAUGCAUUUAAAGUAAGUAAAGUGUAUUACUUAUUUGUGUAUGUGUGUAGAGCGCACAUUUUCCAAACGGGGGGGGGGGGGGGGGGGGGGGGGGGGGGGGGAUUCAAUGUGUCGUCAGAUAACAAUUUUUUUGGGGAUAACCAAACCGAGCAGCAGAAGAUUUUCAUUAAAGAAGUUAGUGCAAAGAAAACAAAAAAUUUUGUACAGUGUAUUAACCAUAACAAACUGUGCAUUUAUCAGCCGAUUGAUGUCAAAAACCUGUGAGGGCUUGUCGUUUCUUUUCUAGGAAAAUAUGUACUUUCGAAAAUAGAUGAAUGGUGCUUAGAAUAAUAUGCCAGCUCACUAUGUCAUUGCAUGUUCAGUAAUUCCCUAGAUUUUACCAGGAUUGUGUGACAAGGGUGUGGAUUGUUUUCUUGUGAUUGUAUGAUAAUAAUAAAAAUAAAAGAUGGGCUGUUUGGAUAAUCAAGGAUUUGGAUAAUGGGGUUUCAAAAAAUCGACUCUCUACAGUACAAUAUAUAUAUAUAUAUAUAUUGAAAAAUUAGGGUAAUAAUUUUCUUUUAUUACACUUUUUUGAGGUUGAAAUCAACCGUUACUAUUUCAAUUAUGAUAGUUCUGAAUCAUAAGCAAUAGGAAAACCUUCAUACAUUUCAAAAUGUCACUGGAAAAUGUUAAGUUAAAAAAGCAAAUGUCUAUGGUGAUCUUAUGUUAUAAGAAUAAAGUCAUUGUAUUUGAAUUUAUUCACUAAAUGUGCAUAAAUCGUUUUCAUUUGAGAGGCUGUCCUGUAUCCCACUCAGCAUUACUAAGUGGAAAAAUUAGAGUCACUUGAAUAACCUUAUAUUAUUUAUAUAUAGGCCUAUACUUGUUUUGUGACCUAUGUAAUUUAGUCAGAUGGUGCAAGGACUCAUUUAUUUAUAUUUGAGAUUGUCUUCUAUAAAACAAUCAUAAGAAACAAACAAUAUCUUCAAACUCAUCACUUCUCCCAAAGCUGUAGGGAUAAGAUCUUUUUCAAAUAAAUAUGCUGAUUUAAUGCUUAAUAUUUUUCAAAGUACACAGAUGCAUACUAUAUAUUAUAAUUCAAGCUGAUACAUUUAGUCCUUAUGGGACUUGUCAACUGGUCACAUGGGGUUAAAUAUUUUACAGCCACAUUCUGCUAUAUGAUUAUAUAGAGCAAAUAUCAUUUGUAAUGUAUAAUGGCUUAUUGUAAUGUAAAAUGUAUCACCGGUAUUAGAUUAUUUAAUAACUUAAGUUGAGAAAUUGUGUAUUGGAUAGACAUAAUAACUCAGAUGUUAUUUAUGCACAUUUAAAAUUCACACAAAAAUAAUAAAAAAUAUCUCCACUCUGACUCUGACUUUUCACACUUUCAUAAAUAAGCUGGAAAUGUCGUUGAUCCAUAAAUUUUGACAAGAAAGUAAAUGCAUAAAAACCUGUUAUUGUAUUUAGUUGGUGAAUUUUUAAAUUUGAUGGAAAAUAUAUCUAAAAAUUGUUUAAACUAAAGGUUAUAUCAUUAUUGUACCACAGGAAUUAGAUGCCAACAGCAGUAAUCUCAAUGAAUAUCAAAGGAGGCUUGUUGAUCUUUAUUUACUAGAAGGAAAGUUAAAUGGAAUGGAAUUGCCUGCAGCGGAUAGAGCGCGGCUUGUUGACACUGUUAAGCUGAUAACUCAAGAAGCAAGUAACUUUAGGUAAUGUAUUUAACUAUCAAUUUUUUUCUUUAAAAUACCUGAUACCAACAGAUGUGGUGGAAGCCCAAAAAGCUGAAAAUUAAUGUCAGAACACGUAUGGUAAUAACGGGUUUUAAAAAAAAAGAAAAGAGUUUGCAAUAACUAUUUUCUUAUUCUGUGCAUCCACUGUAAUUUCAGGAACAAAGUUCGUAUUUGUACAGAGAUGUUUUCACAUGAUGUAACAAACUUUAGAUGCCUUGAAGAAAUGCCAUGGCCUUUACUUGCACAGAUGUCUAGGGAUAAGUAAGGAUUUAUGUCAAGUAUAAGUGAUAAAUUUGAUCUUUAUAUGUGUUGCUAUUUGUAAUAACUAAGAAGGUGCCAUCUUAAUUUCAUUGUGAAAAUCAGUUAAAUAUAAUUUAAAGUCUAAUUUUUUUCUUCUUUAAAAUGUAUAAAGUUUCGUUUUAUAAAUUAUUUAUGGGUAAAAUUAAGAUAGCUUUAAAUUUUCAUUAUUUGCCCUCAACUUUUACAGCAUAUGCUUUUGAAAUGGAAUCACCAGACAUUUUUUUUUUGUAGAGAUAAUCCUACUAGGGGUCCUUGGAGAGCAACACUGCAGCCUGCCAAUUAUCAGUCUAUGAUGAGCUACUGCAGCGAUCGAUUAACACGUUGGAACUUGUGGCAUGCAUACCACAAUCGUGCUUCAUUCAUGCAUGCUUCAAAGUUUCUCAAUAACAACAAGCUUAUAGAACAAUUGAGAUCUCAUCGGUACGUUUACUUUCUGUAUUUAAUGUAGCUAGGUAAAGUCAUUUGAAAUCUAUAACACCUGCUUUGUAAUAAUUUAUUCUUGAAAAGAAUUAUGUUGCUUUAAAAAUCACAAAAAGGCAUUGACAUUAAUAUCAAUAAAGACAUUAGUGUUGAACAGAAAUUAAACUGUUAUACUUUUAAUGAGAUAAAGUGGAUAAAAAAGUAAGAUAUUAACUUCCAACAUUUCGGUAAUGUUCCUAAAUAUGACAUGUUUUCCCAGAUGUUUUUGAGCUGUUUAAAAAUGAUAAUUCACAAGCUUUUCACUCAGUUAAUACAGGACAGUUAAAGCUAUAAUUUGUGCAUUCCAGUAGUUUCUCAGAUUAAAAAAAAAUAAUAACUAAAAAUUACAUUUUCGGUUGUUAGUUUUAACCUGCUUUCUACAUCCAGCAGUGAAUGAAUCAAGAAAUAUGAUUGGUUGGGGACCAGAUAUUACUUUUGUUCUGAGAGGGGAAGGUGGUGGUGUUGAUUUAGGAGAAUGGGGGGGGGGGGUGUUCUAAAUAUUUAAGUCUAUCAAAUUAAAACCGCCACAUUUUUAUGAUGAUGGGGGUGAUGGUCAUAUUGUUGCUUUGUGUAAUUUCAUAAUUAACUCUCCAGAUACAGUAAUUUUUGUGCAUGUUGAUCUGAAUUCAAGUUUGAACCAUGUUAAUGAGGGGAAGGUGGUGGUGUUGAUUUAGGGGAAUGGGGGGGGGGGGUGUUCUAAAUAUUUAAGUCUAUCAAAUUAAAACCGCCACAUUUUUAUGAUGAUGGUGGUGAUGGUCAUAUUGUUGCUUUGUGUAAUUUCAUAAUUAACUCUCCAGAUACAGUAAUUUUUGUGCAUGCUGAUCUGAAUUCAAGUUUGAACCAUGUUAAAUUUCACCAAUAACUUUUCUAGUGACAGACUGUGAUCUGCACAUUCAUUCAAUAUAAACUAAUAUGUAUAGUAAAUACACGUUUGCAAAGUGACAGCAGAUUGCAAAAUAAUCGUCUGUCAUCUACUUUUUGAAGUAACCUUUUUUGACACCAGAUUAAUUCAAUCCCAAUAGACAUGCAAUGCGAAUAGUUAUUGUAUGUGUAAUUUAUCCUAUAUGUUUAUUUAUGUCAUUUAUGUUCUUAUAGAAAAUUUUCUCCUAAAAUAGUACAAUAUUAUCUCAAAAUAGUACUAUUACAGUAUCUUAAGAUAUAGUACUAUUUUAGGAGUUGGAGGGUAAACAGUAAUCUUAUCUUGAUUAAAUGCCACACAUCAUUCCAUGCAGACUGUAUGCUUGAAAUCAAAUUAUGUUUUACCAUAAUGGAAACAAAUUUUUUUGUCAACCUGCUCAGACUGGACUUGGCUCAGAUGUUGGGAUACAAUAAUUUUAUAGAAAUGUCAAUGGAAACAAAGAUGGCAAAUUCAGCUGAAAAUGUUCUCAAUAUGAUUGAAACGUAAGCAUAAACAUAUUAACUAAGUAUCUAACAUGUGUAACUUUUGCAAUUAUAACCUACAAAAUGAACCAUACAUUAAAUUUUGUUUAAUCGUUCAAGUCUCGACUCUUGUAGUCCUACUGAUUAAUAGAUCUAAAAAUAAACUAUUUCUAAGAAUAUUAUUUCUGAAUUCUGACGGAUUGAAUCCAAUUUGUUAAUAUCUUUUUAAUUGUCAUUCAUUGAUAACAGAAUAAAUUAAGAAGUAUGUAAUUUGUGAUACCAGUAAAGUAGUUCUUUUAAAGAAAAUGUCACAUCUCAACCUGCUCAUAAAGAAGUAAUAAGUUGCCAUAAACAUGAAUUACUUAGGCUCAAGGGAAGGUUUGCUCCCAUUUUAUGGGAGGAGACGGCACAGUUACAGAAGUUUGCACAGUCUGAGGGCUUCACACACAAACUUGAGAUGUGGGAUCUUAGCUACUGGCAAAGGAGACACAAAGAACAUCUAUAUGGGUAAGUGAGGGAUUGAAAGUCUAAUUUCACAAAGAACACCUAUGUGGUUAAGUUAGAGAUUAAAAGUCUAAUUUAGAACACCUUUAAGGCUAAGUUACGCAUUACAGGUGUUUUCAAUAAGCCACAAUUGUUGGUGGCAGGUGAAUAUUAAAUAAACACAAUUUUUAUAAUAGUUUUUCAGUCUGUACAUUUAGUGUCAAGUUUUAUAAAACUUCAGUCAAAUAAAAAUAAUUUGAGAUAAAUGAACAUAAGCCACUCCUACCACAUGUGCUGAUCCUCUCAAUGAGCCACAUGUGCUGAUCCUCUCAAUUAGCCACAUGUGCUGAUCCUCUCAAUUAGCCACAUGUGCUGAUCCUCUCAGUGAGCCACAUGUGCUGAUCCUCUCAAUUAGCCACAUGUGCUGAUCCUCUUAAUUAGCCACAUGUGCUGAUCCUCUCAAUUAGCCAUAUGUGCUGAUCCUCUCAAUUAGCCACAUGUGCUGAUCCUCUUAAUUAGCCACAUGUGCUGAUCCUCUUAAUUAGCCAUAUGUGCUGAUCCUCUCAAUUAUCCACAUGUGCUGAUCCUCUUAAUUAGCCACAUGUGCUGAUCCUCUUAAUUAGCCACAUGUGCUGAUCCUCUUAAUUAGCCAUAUUUGCUCUACUUCCAGGAUGCUUAUUGCCUUUUGCUGAAUUUAAUUUUGUUCAUCUUGCCUAACUACCCAUCAAAAACUGCUAAAAUUAAUGCUCGUGAGAUUAAUGCUUUUUAUGAAGGAAUCCUAAUUUUUUAAUCUUUUUUUGUUGUUACCGAAUUACAAGAUGUAGAUGUUUAUCAUACUUAAGCAAGUUCUUGAGAAGUUUAUCAUCAAGCUUAGAUGAACUGUUGAACAGACUGACAUAGUAUCAAUUGAAAUUCAUUAAAUUUAAUACUUAAUUAACUGACUUCACACAAUCUUUUAUUGAUUUUUAACUGUAUUACCUGAACAUUUUAAUGGAAAUUAAUGAAGGUAUAAUUGUUUGAACUAAUUAUUAUAUUCUAUUAAAACUCAUUUAGGGUUAGGUAUUUCUGUUGCAUGGCAUCGUUGUAUUUGGGAUGCCAAUCUCUUACUGUUUCUCUGCUUCACGGUUUCACAAUAUUUGUUUAGUUAAUCUGUUUUAUUUAUAAAUAUCUAAACCUUACGUUUAUUAUGUUAUAAUUGUUCAAAUUAACCCAUUAUAACCUAUUAUGACAGGGAAGAAAAGGACAAAGUCUCUGAAUAUUUCCCUGUGAACACAGUAUUACUGGGACUGUUUGAUCUCUGCACAAAGUUAUUUGGUAUCAAUUUUGAGGUUAGUGAUGAAAGUUUGCCUUAAAUUGACCACAAAGAUAUUCCCAAUAAAUAUUGCUUUUUAUUGAAUUGUAAAAGUGUGGUCUCACCACAGAAUUAAAUUUUAUACAAAUUUAAUAUGAAAAAUCAAAUUGCGGUAAUAUUUUAAAAAAUAAUUUAUUUGAGAUUUUCAUUUUAAAAAAUCAUUCCUUGUCUUAGGAGGUAACCCCUUCAGUCGAGCUGUGGCAUUCUGAUGUUCGGUUUUUCAACAUUAUGGAUGAAAAUGGUAUGCACUAUAUUUUAUUUUUAUUUUACUUAUAUAACUAAUGGCAUGUUAAACACACACAAAAUUGAUUUUUUUUAAAAAAGGAAGAAUUGUCCCUCACAGUGAUUUUAUUGUCAAUUUUACUAGGGAAACACAUCAGCUCCUUUUAUUUUGAUCCAUUUUCAAGACCAGAGAAGUCAUCUUCAGUCUACAUGGAUGUGGGAAGGGGUAAGUCAAACUUAUUUGAUACUGGAAAUGCUUCUCUUCAAAUUUUUAAUGUAAUGCUAAUGAUUACCGUACAUCAAUAUGAUUGCAGGAGCAAUAUGUUCAUAAGUUUCACUCACCGUUACAGAGAAAAGUGACCUUUUGAAAACAUGGCCCUACUCUUAUCUGUCUUUGAAGAUCCCACGUCCCCCGACAGCAUCGGAUCCAGCUUUAAUGAGGCUUGAGGACUUACAGUCAUUAUUUCAUGAGGUUGUUGCACAAUCUUUAAUUAAAAAUCAUAGCUUUGUCAUCGGCUUAUUGUUCCUGUUCCUUUGUUGGGGCCAGUUGUUAAUAUUUAUAGUUUGAAAUUAGAUGUUGUGUGGAAUGUUUUGAUCACGCUUUUUUAAAAUUUCAGUUUGGACAUGGACUACAGCAGAUGUUAACUAAAGUGCCCUUCAGUGAAAUAUCUGGUCAGAAAAACAUUGAGUGGGAUGCCGUACAGGUGUGUGCCAAGUUCAUGCGUCAGUGGCUAACGAUACCCAGUGUAGUCAAAUCACUGAGUGGACACUGGCAGACCAACGAGCCUGUGCCUGAUGAAAUCUUGCUAAAUGCUCUGAAAGGUGGGCCAGUCACCUGUUAAAUCUUGUAAAAACAGAUUUUAUGGCUGUUACAUGCUCAUUUUUCUAGGGGAUUGGAUUUUCUGUUUGAUUUAUAUACAUCGAUUUUUGUUUUUAGCAUGUUUACAUGUUACAAUUUUAGUAUGAACUCUCAACUUAUAUUUAUUUUAUUUUUUCAUUCCAACAGCCAGUCACUACUCUUACAAUUUUGACAUGAUGUAUCAACUCUAUGUUUCUGCGUUUGACAUGGAAAUUUAUAUGACGUAAGUAGAAUUAUAUCUGAGACUUGUGUUUUCAACCUGACUGUGGAAACAUGCUAAAAACAUCAAGUUUGGCUAUUUGAGAGUUUGCUAUAUUGAAAGAAUAGACACACCUUGCUGUUUUGCUCAGUUUUAUCAUUUCAUCUACAAUGUAAAUAAAUUAUUCUUUUAGGCUGGCUUUAUGGAGUAUACCUUUACCAGGAAAUAAAAUAUGACCUUAAUUUGGGGAAUUGAUUGGGGUAGUGUUUAGGGACAAUUAAGAAAUUAGACUUCUAAUAGCUGAUAAACCCCUUUGGUUAAUCUAGACAUAAUCUUGCCAUUAACAGAUAAUUAUUAGGUAAUACCAUUCAGAAUUGAUCUUCUCCUUAGCGUACAGCCGCCAUAGGUAAUGACUAUGAUGACCAUUUAGAUGUGAAACUUGUUAAUAAAUAGUCUACAAAAAUUCAAUUGAUAUAUUAUUAUUUUGACCAAAUUUGCCAUAAAGCUCUUUAAACCUCAUAACAUUAAAAAUAUGAUGAAUAUAUAAACCGGUGCAUGAGUUAGCCAUUGUUGGGGCUAAAUGAUUUGGUCCUAGUCUUUCCAAUGUAAAAUUUGUUUUAUUUGUCAUUAAUGAUUGUUAGUUAAUAAUGGCUGGGACUAAUAUUGAACAAUGGAUAAAAAAAUUAGUAUUUCCUUUACAUGUGUAAGAAAGUAGAAUACACUCUCAGAGAUUAGUUUCAAUUACACCAAUAUUUUAUGUCCAAACUUAGAAUAAACCCAAUAGAAAACCAUCUCACAGAUUAGUUUCAAUUACACCAAUAUUUUAUGUCCAAACUUAGAAUAAACCCAGUAGAAGACCAUCUCAGAGAUUAGUUUCAAUUACACCAAUAUUUUAUGUCCAAACUUAGAAUAAACCCAGUAGAAGACCAUCUCAGAGAUUAGUUUCAAUUACACCAAUAUUUUAUGUCCAAACUUAGAAUAAACCGAAUAGAAAACCAUCUCACAGAUUAGUUUCAAUUACACCAAUAUUUUAUGUCCAAACUUAAAAUAAACCCAGUAGAAGACCAUCUCAGAGAUUAGUUUCAAUUACACCAAUAUUUUAUGUCCAAACUUAGAAUAAACCGAAUAGAAAACCAUCUCACAGAUUAGUUUCAAUUACACCAAUAUUUUAUGUCCAAACUUAGAAAAACGCAAUGGAAGACCAUAAUGACUCAAUUGUGGGAGAUGUUUUUGCCAAUACCUCUUGAUGACAAGGAUAGCCUCCCUUGCUCCAUGACCCCUAUAUUUUGCGAGAUGUAUCCUGCUGCAUAUUAUUCACACAAGUGGUCAGAGGUAAAUUCAAUUAAUUCAGCUAAUGAUGAGGAGUAGAAGAAAAACUUUGUUCAACCCUGAAAUUUAAAAACCAAUUUGGAUUUGUAUGUUUUGAACAGAUAUUGCUUGAUUGAAGUUUUUAAUGACUUUUGUUACAUACCUUGUUUAUACUAGGUUUUAAAACCUUCACCUUGGUCCAUCCUAAAAAGUGUGAGAAAACAUUACUGACUGUUGCAUUGGACCAUUUCAUUACUUUUGAUUAUUGUUGUGUUAUGAGUAUGUGACUAUAUAGAAUGAAAUUAACAAUUGCUUCUUUUAGAAAUUGUGUCUUACUAAAAAACUAUUCUUUUAAAAUAUUGAUAUCAAUCAACUUGUGUUCAAACCACAGAUGAUUGCAGCAGAUCUUUUUGCUGCUUUCAAGGAAGUCGGCUUUCAAAAUGAGCAGGAAAUUAAAGUUCUUGGAAGAAGGUUAGAAUUAUAGUGAUAAUCUUAAACCGUUGCAUUUUUUCUUGUUCCCAAAGCAUUUGAUCAAUGUAUAAAACUUUGUAACAUGUGUAGUGUAGCUUCUGAGCUAAAAUAGCCUUUACAUUUGACUUGCUAGUUUUGUGAAGCUUAUCAGAUACAUAGAAAUUCGUUUUUUUUGUGUUAUUAUUGAGUCAAAGGUUUAAAUUUAUUUAAUGAGAUACAAUGAAAUAAUAUUUUAAAAGCUACCAAAGCAGAAGUAUGUUACCACUAUUCUGUAAAUGUUGUGUUACCACCAUUGUGUAAUGUUGUGUUACCACCAUUGUGUAAUGUUGUUGUGUUACCACUAUUCUGUAAAUGUUGUGUUACCACCAUUGUGUAAUGUUGUUGUGUUACCACCAUUCUGUAAUGUUGUUGUGUUACCACCAUUGUGUAAUGUUGUUGUGUUACCACCAUUCUGUAAUGUUGUUGUGUUACCACCAUUCUGUAAUGUUGUUGUGUUACCACCAUUGUGUAAUGUUGUUGUGUUACCACCAUUCUGUAAUGUUGUUGUGUUACCACCAUUCUGUAAUGUUGUUGUGUUACCACCAUUCUGUAAUGUUGUUGUGUUACCACCAUUGUGUAAUGUUGUUGUGUUACCACCAUUCUGUAAUGUUGUUGUGUUACCACCAUUCUGUAAUGUUGUUGUGUUACCACCAUUCAGUAAUGUUGUUGUGUUACCAAUAUUCUGUAAUGUUGUGUUACCACCAUUCUGUAAUGUUGUUGUGUUAUCACCAUUCAGUAAUGUUGUUGUGUUACCACCAUUCAGUAAUGUUGUUGUGUUACCACCAUUGUGUAAUGUUGUUGUGUUACCACCAUUCUGUAAAUGUUGUGUUACCACCAUUGUGUAAUGUUGUUGUGUUACCACCAUUGUGUAAUGUUGUUGUGUUACCACCAUUCUGUAAUGUUGUUGUGUUACCACCAUUCAGUAAUGUUGUUGUGUUACCACCAUUCAGUAAUGUUGUUACCACCAUUCUGUAAUGUUGUUGUGUUACCACCAUUGUGUAAUGUUAUUAUGUUACCACCAUUCUGCAAUGUUGUUGUGUUACCACCAUUCUGUAAUGUUGUUGUGUUACCACCAUUCUGUAAUGUUGUUGUGUUAUCACCAUUCUGUAAUGUUGUUGUGUUACCACCAUUCUGUAAUGUUGUUGUGUUACCACCAUUCAGUAAUGUUGUUGUGUUACCACCAUUCUGUAAUGUUGUUGUGUUAUCACCAUUCAGUAAUGUUGUUGUGUUACCACCAUUGAGUAAUGUUGUUGUGUUACCACCAUUCUGUAAUGUUGUUGUGUUACCACCAUUCUGUAAUGUUGUUGUGUUACCACCAUUCUGUAAUGUUGUUGUGUUACCACCAUUCUGUAAUGUUGUUGUGUUACCACCAUUCUGUAAUGUUGUUGUGUUACCACCAUUCUGUAAUGUUGUUGUGUUACCACCAUUCUGUAAUGUUGUUGUGUUACCACCAUUCUGUAAUGUUGUUGUGUUACCACCAUUCUGUAAUGUUGUUGUGUUACCACCAUUCUGUAAUGUUGUUGUGUUACCACCAUUCUGUAAUGUUGUUGUGUUACCACCAUUCUGUAAUGUUGUUGUGUUACCACCAUUCUGUAAUGUUGUUGUGUUACCACCAUUCUGUAAUGUUGUUGUGUUACCACCAUUCUGUAAUGUUGUUGUGUUACCACCAUUCUGUAAUGUUGUUGUGUUACCACCAUUCUGUAAUGUUGUUGUGUUACCACCAUUCUGUAAUGUUGUUGUGUUACCACCAUUCUGUAAUGUUGUUGUGUUACCACCAUUCUGUAAUGUUGUUGUGUUACCACCAUUCUGUAAUGUUGUUGUGUUACCACCAUUCUGUAAUGUUGUUGUGUUACCACCAUUCUGUAAUGUUGUUGUGUUACCACCAUUCUGUAAUGUUGUUGUGUUACCACCAUUCUGUAAUGUUGUUGUGUUACCACCAUUCUGUAAUGUUGUUGUGUUACCACCAUUCUGUAAUGUUGUUGUGUUACCACCAUUCUGUAAUGUUGUUGUGUUACCACCAUUCUGUAAUGUUGUUGUGUUACCACCAUUCUGUAAUGUUGUUGUGUUACCACCAUUCUGUAAUGUUGUUGUGUUACCACCAUUCUGUAAUGUUGUUGUGUUACCACCAUUCUGUAAUGUUGUUGUGUUACCACCAUUCUGUAAUGUUGUUGUGUUACCACCAUUCUGUAAUGUUGUUGUGUUACCACCAUUCUGUAAUGUUGUUGUGUUACCACCAUUCUGUAAUGUUGUUGUGUUACCACCAUUGUGUAAUGUUGUUGUGUUACCACCAUUCUGUAAUGUUGUUGUGUUACCACCAUUGUGUAAUGUUGUUGUGUUACCACCAUUCUGUAAUGUUAUUGUGUUACCACCAUUCUGUAAUGUUGUUGUGUUACCACCAUUCAGUAAUGUUGUUGUGUUACCACCAUUCUGUAAUGUUGUUGUGUUACCACCAUUGUGUAAUGUUGUUGUGUUACCACCAUUGUGUAAUGUUGUUGUGUUACCACCAUUGUGUAAUGUUGUUGUGUUACCAUCAUUCUGUAAUGUUGUUGUGUUACCACCAUUCUGUAAUGUUGUUGUGUUACCACCAUUCUGUAAUGUUGUUGUGUUACCACCAUUGUGUAAUGUUGUUGUGUUACCACCAUUGUGUAAUGUUGUUGUGUUACCACCAUUGUGUAAUGUUGUUGUGUUACCACCAUUCUGUAAUGUUGUUGUGUUACCACCAUUCUGUAAUGUUGUUGUGUUACCACCAUUCUGUAAUGUUGUUGUGUUACCACCAUUGUGUAAUGUUGUUGUGUUACCACCAUUCUGUAAUGUUGUUGUGUUACCACCAUUGUGUAAUGUUGUUGUGUUACCACCAUUGUGUAAUGUUGUUGUGUUACCACCAUUCUGUAAUGUUGUUGUGUUACCGCCAUUCUGUAAUGUUGUUGUGUUACCACCAUUGUGUAAUGUUGUUGUGUUACCACCAUUCUGUAAUGUUGUUGUGUUACCACCAUUGUGUAAUGUUGUUGUGUUACCACCAUUCAGUAAUGUUGUAUUGUUACCACCAUUCAGUAAUGUUGUUGUGUUACCACCAUUCAGUAAUGUUGUUGUGUUACCACCAUUCUGUAAUGUUGUUGUGUUACCACCAUUCUGUAAUGUUGUUGUGUUACCACCAUUGUGUAAUGUUGUUGUGUUACCACCAUUGUGUAAUGUUAUUUUGUUACCACCAUUCUGUAAUGUUGUUUCAUCACCAGGUUUAGAGAAACUUACUUAUCUUUGGGUGGUGGAGCUCCAGCAAGUGAAGUCUUUCGUAUAUUUAGAGGUCGGGACCCAUCAACGGAUGCUUUACAACCUCCAAAGUUUUCUUUAUGAGUCAGUGCAUUUGAAGUUUAAAAAGGUAUUUUAAAAAACAAAAAAAAUGCCAAUUUAAUGGCAAAUAUUUUUUCAGACAGAUUUACUCCACCAUGGAAAACAAGGAUGAGGGUGGUGUGAAAAGAACCUGUGGACAUGGGGUGAAACAAAAGACCCCAGGUUUUACGAUUAAUUGCUUAGCAUCACAAUGCAUAGUUUUUUUUUUUUUUUAAAGUUUGUUAGAGAAAAUGUAUGUGGAUUAACUAAACUUGAAUGGACUAUCAUAGCUAUUGUAUUUCAGGUAUACCAUAUAUAUCACAUAGACCUUGAACUAUUUGGUGUAAACUUUUGUGAUAUUAACAUCUUCACCACAUUUCAUUUGUGUACAUGCCUUGCUUGAUAAUUUGUUAAUGAUCCUUGUAAAAAAAAUCAGCCAAUAUUUUAAAGUCAGAAUCCAUGCUCUUUGGUUGGUCAGGAUUUUUAUAUUUUCUAACUGAUGUGUCGUUGCUUUAAAUACCAUAGCUAAUUUAUGGAAGAAUAAAGAAAAGUUGAAUUAAUUAAGAAUGCUUCAACUUGCCAUCAGGGGAUUUUUGUAUUGAUUUUUCUGAAUCGGUUGCAUGCUGCAGUGCAGACACCAAAAAAUAUUUAAAAAUGUAUUAAAUUUGUGCUUUUAGAAAGUCUAGAUUUAUGGAUAACCCAAAUUUCAAGGAACUGCAUAAAUGAACCUUGAAUAAUUGUGGGAAUUUUUUUUUCAAUUGGGAUGCAGGGGGGACAUAUUUCUCUUGCAAUGUAAGAUUUCUGCAUUCCUGUAGUCUUAGUUUUAAAAGAGAUAUACAUACCAGGUCAUUGAAAUUGCGUGACAUUUAAUAUUUAGAUUAAUGAUGUAAAUUCUAGCCUCUGUGUGUAACAUGUGGAAUGGAAGGAAUAAAAACUAUUAAAACACGUUUCUGUGGAAUUUAACAAGAAAAUAUUGAUGCAUGGAGCAAUGGUUAAAUAACAAAACUGUGCAUUGUAGUAUCAUUAGCUUUGAAUUUUUUGUCAGAAAACACUCACUUAGAUUCUUUUAUGACGGCUUUUUUUUGUGGGUGGUAAUUGUUUAAAGAAAACAUUAAUUUAAUUAGGUUUGAAUCUGUGUAUGUUUAGUGAGUGUCAUUUGACGUGAACUGUGAAGUGAAAUGACUUGUCAUCUUGUCAUGGAUGAAAAGUUACAGUAUGCAAUUUUGUUGUUUUUGAAAUUAUCACAAAUUUUAUUGUAUAACUUUAUUCAUUGUUGAAUUAAAAUGUUUCAUA